Triticum turgidum subsp. durum (durum wheat) is the source of this 741-nucleotide messenger RNA. NCBI's taxonomy places the organism in Eukaryota, Viridiplantae, Streptophyta, Magnoliopsida, Poales, Poaceae. The record is from the annotation of a GenBank genome assembly.
AUGGGGAGGGGGAGGGUGGAGCUGAAGCGGAUCGAGAACAAGAUCAACCGCCAGGUCACCUUCGCCAAGCGCAGGAACGGCCUGCUCAAGAAGGCCUACGAGCUCUCCGUGCUGUGCGACGCCGAGGUCGCGCUCAUCGUCUUCUCCAACCGCGGCAAGCUCUACGAGUUCUGCAGCACCCAGAGCAUGACGAAGACACUCGACAAGUAUCAAAAAUGCAGUUAUGCAGGACCUGAAACUACUGUGCAGAACAGAGAAAAUGAGCAACUGAAAAACAGCCGCAAUGAGUACCUGAAACUAAAGGCACGGGUUGAUAAUUUACAGCGAACACAAAGGAAUUUGCUUGGUGAAGAUCUUGAUUCCUUAGGCAUAAAAGAGCUCGAGAGCCUUGAGAAGCAACUCGAUUCGUCCUUGAAGCACAUUCGAACAACAAGGACACAACAUAUGGUUGACCAAUUGACAGAACUCCAGAGAAGGGAACAAAUGUUUUCAGAGGCGAAUAAAUGUCUUCGAAUAAAAUUGGAGGAGAGCAACCAGGUUCAUGGGCAGCAGCUCUGGGAGCACAACAACAAUGUACUGAGCUAUGAACGUCAGCCGGAAGUGCAGCCGCCGAUGCACGGCGGCAAUGGAUUCUUCCACCCCCUUGAUGCAGCUGGUGAACCCACACUUCACAUAGGGUACCCUCCUGAGUCCCUGAAUAGCUCAUGCAUGACUACUUUCAUGUCCCCAUGGUUGCCUUGA